Messenger RNA from Stegostoma tigrinum, 5729 nucleotides. RefSeq names its product tensin-4-like. Gene Ontology annotation, molecular function: protein binding. Lineage: Eukaryota; Metazoa; Chordata; Chondrichthyes; Orectolobiformes; Stegostomatidae. The coding region runs from base 437 to 3049 and encodes 870 amino acids. The record is from RefSeq and is a predicted model, not a curated record. The transcript has 15 exons.
UGUAGCUGAGCACCACAAUCCACCUCCCACCACAAACCCCCCACCCCAACCCCGGGGAGUGGUCAGAGAGGAUGUGGGUGUUCAGGAGGCAUUGUGUUUACCUGGCAUUCUGCCUUUCAAGCAUUCCACGUAACGCACUGACAGGUCCCAGAAACACCUCCCCCACUUGUUUGCAACUUCCCCAUCUGCUGGAAGAAGCUGAGUCCAUUCAGCACAUUGCUAACUCUGCUAUUCAAUUGGAAGUUGCUGUUAUGCUCCUUAUUCUUGCAGAGAUGUGACUGACCAUUCGGUUUGCUUUCCAGCUGACCAGAGAAUUUCCAUUUACUGUCAAGCCUGAUCGAUAAACAUUCCCAAUAGCCAGAAGGACCAACCCAAGAAGUGGUGACAGUUUGAGGACUGCUUCCAAUCUCAGUCCAAGUGAGACCUGAAGGCACUGAUGAAAGACAGAGGCUUCCUCUCUGACACCAUGUCAAGACACACCAUCCGCGUGAACAGGAGCCAGAGCCCGGCUCCAUCUGCUCACGUGGAGACCGUUCUCCUGAGUGGGUCCUCUGUCUGUCACAGCCAGCCGAGAGCUGUCUACCCAGACCCAGAGCCUGUUUCCGGAGAAUCCCAUAGCCACUGCCAACCUGUGCGAUGGGUUUGCCGGGAGAUCUCCCCUCCGUACCCCAGCUGCUCAGAGCAGGUCAAGCCUGAGCCAGGGCUGGGCAGAUCCCAGACCUUCACAGUCACCAGUCAGAAGCCUCCAAUCCACGAUGGAUGUCGGCGAAUCACUGCAGCUCGAGUAAAACCACACCCCGGUCGUCAGGAGGUGCUAAACCCCUCAGAACAGACCUGGAGAAACUCUGAAACGUCAAAAUCAAACUGUGCUGGAAAUGAUCCAUUAUCUCCCACCUUAGACGCAACUAUUGAAAAUCUCAACAACCUGAUUUUAGAGCUGGAUCCCACCUUUCAGCCAAUCAGCACCCAUAACCAAGGAAAUAGGUUCCUGAGCAGCAACAGCAGAUCCCUGGAUAGGGCCAAUGAGGCCCCAUUGGAUGGACAUCACCCAGGAAUUCUGAUUUAUGACGAAUGGGAUUCGGGAAGAACAAGCAACUCUCAGCACAGCAUUACGUCAAUCAAUGACGAUCACCAAUCCGAUUCGCUGGGAAUCCAAACCACUGAUACCUCAACCAAUCCUCAAUACCAUCAGCUGCCCAACUCUUCUCGAUACAACAGGCUCGAUACUGGACAUCCCUCUUCCACGCCUAGCUCCCUUCCUGCUACCCCAGGAUUCUCCCGUUCUGCUGGUUCACCACAUUGUAACUCCUCUCUUGGUUCCCAAAGUGUGAACACCUUUCCUGGUCAAACUGGACUGUCGUCACUGGGACCUGCACUGAGUUCAAAGCAGCAACAGGGGACAGCAUGCUCUGCUCCAGUCUCCAUAUCCCCACACCAGGGCUCUCAUCCUAUCCCUGUGCCAGCUUCAAGCAGUUACGCUGCUCCCAGUGCCAUCUUCAUGCCAAAUGCAGCUGAACAAUAUGGUACCUCACCUGCACACAAAAGCACCCAGAGAGGAGCAGCGACAUCCUAUCUGUCAACCUCAGCAGGUUCAGAAAUCAUACUCAACGCUGACCAUACGAGUCACACAGACAGUGCUAUCUCCUUGCUGUCAACCUCACCAGCCUGGGACACACUGGGAAGCUCCCAGUCUCUGCUGAGUGAUGAUGGAGAGGCAGGACGGAUUUAUAGAUCUACUGGAAGCACAUAUGGAUCAUCUGGAUCGUUUGUAAACCUGUCUAGCCCUUACACUGCUUCACCCGGCUCAUACAAGAGCUCUGUCAGUGACCAGCAGCUUCACCAGGCUCCUGGGCAUCCUGUAGACUAUCGGACUGUGCCACGCUCCCGGGGGAAAGGUGACCACACGAGUCAACAAGCAGCCCCUGGCAGUGCCCUGGGUAAGCCAGCAGUGUCCCAGGUUAAAGAGCAUGCCAGUAGCUGCCCACCAUCUGCUGCCAGUUCCUGGACAGACAUCCCCAUCCUCUUGGUGAAUGGGAGCACACAGUACUUGGAGCAAAACGCUCACAAGUUGAAGAAUGACAGACACCAGUCCGGCUCUGCAAGUACACCGAGUCUGCCCCUCAAUACUUGUUCCAACCUUCGGUUCGCAAAGGCUUCCAGUACCCCCUCCCUUAAAGAUCUACUGUGUGAGAUACAGCCUACAGUUAAAUUUGUACAAGAUACAUCCAAGUUUUGGUACAAACCGAAUAUCAGCCGGGAUCAAGCGGUGAAAAUGUUGAAAGACAAGGAGCCGGGUGCAUUUGUUAUUCGAGAAAGCUCCACGUACGUUGGUUCAUUUGGAUUGGCCAUGAAAGUGUCUGCAGGAGAUCUCAGAAACUCAGAGGAAACGCCAGAUUCUCCCUCUGAUUUGGUCCGGCAUUUUCUGAUUGAAUUCUCCCGAAAAGGAGUGUGUUUGAAAGGAUGUCCCCAAGAGCCAUAUUUUGGGAGCCUGUCAGCUCUUGUCUACCAACACUGCAUCACUGCCAUGAGCUUACCUUGUAAACUACGCCUGCCAGACAGAGACUGUUUGAACGACAAGAGUGAAGCAGGUAGUCCAGACUCAACCGACAGCUCCAUGUCUCCCCCGAGAAAGCAGAGUGCAGCAUAUUGUGUUCUGUACCUGAGCUCAGUAAACAUGGAGUCUCUGACAGGGCCGCAGGCUGUGCUCAAGGCAGCUUCCUUAACACUAGAAAAGGAGCCACGGCCUCAACCCAUCGUCGUCCAGUUCAAAGUGACUGAUCAAGGCAUCACAUUGACUGACAGCAAGAGGAAGCUUUUUUUCAGACGACACUAUUCUGCCGGUUCUGUCAAUCACUGUGGUUUGGAUCCACUGCAGAGGAAGUGGCGUAAGGAUAAUGAACCUUCCAGGCUUUUUGCUUUUGUGGCGAAGAAACCAGGUGACUCAUCAGAAAACGUCUGUCACCUAUUUGCAGAGUUUGAGCAGGAGCAUUCUGCUCACUUCAUCAUUAACCUUGUGUCUAAAGUUGUCCUGGAACCAUACAGAAUGUGAGCAGGAGCAGAGAAACUGUGGAGAGUUCCAAAACUCAAGCUUGCAGAGUUCAUGCUGGGACCCUGCUCAUGGUGGUCAGUGUGGGUCACUCAGAGCUGGAGGCUGAUGCACUGCAGUGAAAUCCCACUGGCUGGUUAACCGGGCACUUCCACAAUGCCACCUCUUGUAUCUUGUUUCACAGCUGCAGCUAAACACUGAGAGAUUUGUCAGUAACCCUCCAUGAACACAAGGCUGUGCUGGAAUGAUAUCCUGUUGGUGCUCUGUCAGUGCAUGGAAUAUAUGUGCAGCUUUUUACAAAAGCCAUAUUUAUUAUAACAUUACAAUCCUACUGCAGCAUCUGUUCCCUGCCUUGCAGCAUUGUCGAAUGUAACAUAUUUCUCAUGAAAAUUGUUCCACAUCCAACAUCAUUAUCACAUCACCAUAAUGUUAGUAAUAUCAACAACUCAUCACCUCUCCAUCUCAUCUACUAUUGAUUGACCUGCCGUGUCAAUUUAAUCACCCAAACUCUCCUCCCAUUCCUCUAGCUUCAACCUCUCUCUGUUACCAAACUACCCACCUCAUUCAGAGAAUUCAUCCUUCUUUAGCUUGUCUUCACUCCCUCCAACAGGCAUCAAAACCUCGGUUUGCUCUUCCUUUUAGUUCUAUGGAUUUGGAUGUGGCUGGGCCCAGCAUUUAUUGCCCGUCCGUAAUUACCCCCUUGAGAAGGUGGGGGUGAGCUGUCUUCCUGAACCGCUGCAGCCCAUGUGCUGGAGGUAGACCCACGAUGCCCCUUUGGGAGGGAAUUCCAGGAUUUUGACCCAGUGACAGUAAAGGAACGGGGAUACAUUUCCAGGUCAGGGUGGUGAGUGGUUUGGAGGGGAACUCGCAGUUGGAGGUGUUCCCAUGUAUCUGCUGCCCUCAUCCUUCAGAUGGAAGUGGUUGUGGGUUUGGAAGGUGCUGACGAAGGAGAAUGGUGAAUUUCUGCAAGUGCACUGGACAGAUUUGUGAUAGAAUCAUCACAGAGUGCUAGAACAGGGAGGAAGCCAUUCAGCCCAUUGUUAUUGUGCUGGCUCUCAGCCCACUUCUCGACAGCUUCAUGAAUGUCCUCUUUCAGAUAUUUAGUGAGUUCCCUGAAUGAUGUUUUGAGGCAGGGCUCAUCAUGAUCUGACUCUGCAUUAAAAAUGUCAUCAUGUCACCUCUGGAUGUUUUUUCCAAUCACCGUGGGAGUCCCCUCUGGUUAAUGACCCUCCUCCCAGUGAAAACAGUGCUGCCUCAUUCACUCAAACAAACCAUCAAACACCCUGAUAUCAAAUCUCCUCUAAACCUUCUAAUCCCAGCUUCACCAGUCUCUCCACAAUCACCUUCUCAUUCCCAAUCAAAUCCCCUUUCAGUAAAUCCCUCCCCACAGGGUUCUAAAAGGGAGUUUACAGAAACUGACAAAAUACCCUGCCUCUGAACAGAGCUAUUUUAAAAACAUUUGGUGUAACUUUGUGAACUUUUUCAUUUCUUUCACCCUCAUUUAAAAAAUUAUCAUCACCUGUAUAUUCCCUCUACCUGCUCCCUUCAGCUGUGCAUCACUUUGUAUUUCUUGGGGUUAAAUUGCAUCAGCCUCUUGUCUGCCCAACAUCAACUCUCUCCCUGUCCUCCUGAAUCCUAUUGCGAUCCUCCUUCGCUUUACCUACAUUGCAGAGUUUGUGUCCUGUUUCCUCAGGUUGACUAAAUUAAUUAACCCUGGGUAUCUGAAACUCAUUGCCUGAAAAAGCGAUAGAGGCAGGAAAGCUUGAACGUCUCUCAGAACUGCUCAGACAAGUGUUUGAAAUGCUGUAGCACAAAGGCUACAGGUCAAGUGCUGGAAAAAUGCAACUGGAAUAGUUGGAUGUGUGAUGACCAGCACAGACACAAUGGGCUGAAGGGCCUCUUUCUGUGCUGUGAAAACUCAAAGACAAACUGUGGUCCUGAUGCUGGUCCCUUAGAGUCACCGCUGUUUAUUUCAGUCUAACCUGAAAAACAUCCCUUUAUCAUUGCUAACUCUCUCUGAGCCAGCAUUGGCUCUCUCCCUGGCAUCCCACAGGCUUGAAUCUUGUAAACUAGUCUGAACCCAGGCUUUCAAUCGAAUGCCAUCAGAAAGUGUAUAACCACAAGAUCCACUGCAUUACCCUCAGCAAUGUCUCUGUCAGUAUAUCUAAAAACACAGAUGGUUCCUGUUUCCAGAAUUCAAGCUGUUUUAUUCUGAGAGGUACGGAUUAUGUCUCAUUUCUCCAGGUCAUGUCAUUGGGUGUAAUACCGGACUGGGUUGCAUGAUUUUUGUGGGGAUGAGGGAGAACCUGAAUCCAUGUGACCCCACCACCUCCGACCCUCCCACUGUGCUGCCUCUUGUGGCCAAACAUUCCCAAACAGUUUCACAGCUGACCCUGAAAAACACAGCAGGUAAUAAAGGAUUAAUAAAGUGAUUGGGCUCUCUAGUUAGUUCUUGCAGAAUUGCAAGUGGCAGCCACUUGCCACACUCGCUGACCCUCUGUAAUAUGGUGCCAGGAUGUCACACUGUAGACCGUCCCUCGGGCCUUACCCAGGGUGUGGGCCACACCUGAAGUGAGUGUACAAUCCAGCCCCUUCUUUAGGAUGUUCCAAACAGUCUGUAACUUAAUUAAUGCUGGUGUUUAUCAUUUUUGAUACUGUACUUACAAAAUAAAAUAUGUCUAUC